AUGGGACUUCUCUCCCGAUCCCAGAUUUUCACCGUAAAUUCGGCGCCCACCUUCGUGCGAUGCGCAAAAACCCCGUGGAAAUCGAUCUACAUCACCGGCAUUAUGGCCUUCCUUACAAUCACCCAGUUCGCAAUGUUCUUCAGCUCCAUGUGGCCGUAUUUGCAGACGGUAAGCGGAGCGACAUUUUUGCUUCUUAUUUAGAAAAUUGACCUUACAUUUUCAAUGUUUUUGUAUUCUUUUCUUGAUUUCUGAAGCUUACAAGAGUCCCAAGUGGGACGCUCAGAUUUUCUUCAAUUUUUUCAUACACGGCUCGUAUACAGGGGGGCCUGAUCCAGUGGCAAAAACCCUACCAUUUUGCGCACAGAAAGUAUCAAAAAAUGUGGCAAAAUACCUCCCUCUCCAAGUGAAAAAACUCCGAUUUCAAAAGCGCGCCGGCUUAUUUUGUAAUGUAAUGGGCGCGGCGCCCUUCAAACCGAAGUUUUUUUCACUUGGAGACGGAAGCAUUUUGCCACAUUUUUGACACUUCCCGGAUGCAAAAUGGCACGUUUUUUGUCACUGGAUCAGAUCCCUCACUGUAUCAAUUCCUGAAAGUUUUAGCCCGCGUUUUACAGGAGCAGCCAGGAUAUUCAACGAUAUUUGGGGCCCAGAGAGUACGCAGAGGGCGGAGAGCGGUCAAAGAAAAAUUUUUUUGGACCGUAUCUUUGCCAGUUUUACAAGGGAAAAAUUGAUUUUUCGUGGAAACAUUACUCUCUGCGGUAGAAAUAACUACGAAACUUUUCAUGCCAAAAUUGGCAAAAAACUGUCAUUUUUUCGCCAACUUUCCAUCUAAAAAUCUCGGGGUUUCCUUGCAAAAAUAUGAGCUAGGAGCCUUUUACAGACGUCAGAAAAAUAUUAUUCUAAACUUGUGCCAAAUAUCAUCAAAAUCUGGGCAUUGCCCUUGAAGCAUUUCCCAUGCUGACAUUUUAAUAAAAAUUGUUUUCAGUUGGACCCCGAGAUCACCGAGCCCUUCUACGGUUACAUCGUCGGCGCCUACAGUAUCGGAAGUAUCGUAACUUCGCAACUAUUCAGCCGAUGGAGUAGUAAGACAAGGACAGUUCGAGGGCCUCUAAUCGCGUGCAUGACAUGCAUGGCGGUGGGGAAUAUCAUCUACUUCUUGGUUCCCAUGGCUUCGGUUCCGCUGAGAAAGUGGAUGAUGCUGAUUGGACGGCUGAUCCUCGGAGCUGGCGACAGUAGGUUGAAAAUUGAAUUUGGAAUAUGAUUUAUGAUACUACAUAGAAUUCUCUGCUUUUUAAAAAGAACUUUUGAGGGCAAAGAGAUGUGUAAAGGAUCGGUUUUUUGCAAAAAAAAAAUCCAAUUUUUACAAGGAAAGUACUUUUAUGGGGGCUCCUACUUUUUGACGGGACAUAUCUCAAAAAAUCAGAAAAAAUGUGCUGAUCAAGGAUGUAUAAAUCCUAGCUGCCCAUUUUAGGUUUUUAGGGGUGAAAACUCAAUCGGAAGUUGACUUAAAGUCCUAUAUAAACCCCUUUUCGCUUAAUUUUUCACAGGUUUACAAUUUUUAUUUUGGCUUAAAAUGAUGUUUAUUGAAUUUCUAAGGCAUAAUAAAUCAGUCUUGGCACAAAAAUUUAUUUUUCCAACCUUCAUCUUCAAAAAAAGUUGAUUCAGCCCAAAAGGGAAAUCGAACCCAUGCGGCGUUCCCCCUCUUGAUUCCCAAACUACGGCACUAGCCACUCGGCCACAUCGCUCUCUUCCGAAGGAAGAGACGGACUGCGCUUUUUAUCGUUUUGAAUGCCUGCGCCUUUUGUAGGGAAAUUAAAGUACGUGUCUCACCAAGCCAGAGAAUGUUUUUCCCUCCAACAGCUAAGUUUUUCGCGGCGGGACGCGCGCCCAAUGGGCGUGCCACUGAAAAUAAAAAUAUUUUUCCAAAUAAAAUUGAUGUUGAACUGUAAAACUGAUGUUUGAAUGGAGUUUCCACCAGGUAAGCAAGAUUUUAUACCUAUUUGAGCUUGAAAAUACUAUAAUUGUUCUUAGUUGUCCAAUUUUUUCUUAGUUUUCGCAAUAUUACGUUAUUUUGCGGACAGAUCAAGAUUGGCAACGGAGAAUUUCAGUUUUUCUUGGAUAUAAUUUCAGGAAUACACGCAAAAUGGGCCAUCCCAACACCGGAAUCUCCUCCAAUGCCAUGAAUAUCACGAACUCCUUCUCCAAAGGUGAUUUUUGAACGCAUUGGUAUGUUGUUUUAGUUUAUUAUUCCAUUUUUAUUUAGAUUUUAGGUAAAUCUCUUCGUAUUUAUCGAUGCUGAAGCCUCACGUCUCGUCCGGUACAACAAUCGCCCCACCUUCUCUUCUGGCGAGAUUCGGAGAAUUGAUCAUGAACGAUGGUUCAACGCUCCCACUUCAGCCAUUACUGAUCCCAUACGGCCCUCUUUAGGGCCACAUAUUACGCUUAUAUUAUUUUACUUUUAUAAAUAACUAUUUUUGUUCGACUUUAUCGUAUUUAUGGUGGUUUACAUUUUGUUUUAUAGACAGUUUCAGGUCUAAACCUUCAUAAAAACCCUUCCUUCAGAAAGGAUUUACAUGCUCUGAAAAUCUUGUAUUGCAAUCUACAAAAAAAUCUUUAUUUACAUCCAAAGGUUCAAUAUCAGAGAAAUGUGGCCCUAAAGAGGGCCGUAUGGGAUCAGUAAUGGGUGAAGUGGGAGCGUUGAACCAUCGUUCAUGAUCAAUUCUCCGGGUAGAAUCACGGAACGAAAUCCGGAUUUCGCCCGAAGAGAAGGUAGGGCGAUUGUUGUACCGGACGAGGCGUGAGGCUUCAGCAUCGAUAAAUACGAAGAGAUUUACCUAAAAUCUAAAUAAAUAAUGGAAUAAUAAACUAAAACAACAUACCAAAAAAUCACCUUUGGAGAAUGAGUUCGUGAUGUUCAUGGCAUUGGAGGAGAUUCCGGUGUUGGGAUGGCCCAUUUUGCGUGUAUUCCUGAAAUUAUAUCCAAAAAAACUGAAAUUCUCCGUUGGCAAUCUUGAUCUGUCCGCAAAAUAACGUAAUAUUGCGAAAACUAAGAAAAAAUUGGACAACUAAGAACAAUUAUAGUAUUUUCAAGCUCAAAUAGGUAUAAAAUCUUACUUACCUGGUGGAAACUCCAUUCAAACAUCACUUUUACAGUUCAACAUCAAUUUUAUUAGGUUGAUUCAAAAGUUUUUCCACAUGUCUUUAAAAAAUUUAAAAAAAUUUAGACCAAAGCCAGUGGGCCUGAUAUAUAUCUUGUUAGAAAGAGGGCUGUUUGUAGAUUAUAGCAGAUUAAUAACUUUUUACAACUUAGCAAUUUGUAGUAGUAGCGCCGUGUUAAACCUUAACUACUCGAAGGAAGAAAAAGUAAACCGCCGGCGUUACGUCUAGAGUGGCUGUAUCUUCUUAAUAUUCUAGAAUAUGGUAUGCCUGUAUGUAAUCUCUAUGGCAUCGAGGACAAUUUGCUAUAGGGCUAGUCGAAAAAUUUUUGCUGCGAAAAAUCAAAAAUUAGGGUCUGGCAAAAGUAGACCCUGUAGACGCAGCUAUUAGAAGCACUAAGUGAUAACGCUUUCUGUUAUUGUAGUGUAUGAGUAGCACUACAACGCCAAUGCUAAACAUUCGCGCUAGCUUUAGCUAUGCGGCAGAAAAAUCGAAUCUUUUUAAUCUACCAAUAUUUUACGUAAUUUAGGGGAUUUUUACAAAAACGUUUUCUGUUCAUUACUCUCGCCCGGUAUCCUAGUUAUUUAAUAAAUAAUGGAUCCUACUUGACAUACACUAUCAGUUGCUAGACGCGUUAAGCUGAAGGUCCUCUUGAAAUACCAUUAAAAAAAUUACAAAAAUUCGCCUAAAAGUGCAGUUUAUGCUACUUUUCUACCUUAUAAGGCAAUUUCAGUUGGUGACUUUUUGAAUGUAUCAUCAGCAUACUGUCUUUGUACAAUCUGAAUGGCAGCCGAGUCAAAAAAAUCUAACUCCUUUCAAAAAAUUUUUAAAAAUCUGCUUUUGAUCGGUAGCUCGGCUCUCCGGCCAACUUUAUGGGAUGCUACAAAAAACGUCAGUGUAGAUAUAAGUAGAGCAAUAAAUUCAGAAGAAACUACAGCCAUCCCCAGUACGAAUAACCCAAAACCCGAGACUUUUUAGUGGGCUGGAAAAUUGCUAGGGCCCAGGAUAUUCACGAUGACACAAACGGAGAAAUUUUUAGCAUUUUUGAAAUAUUCUGAAAGGAAGCUUGUAGAAAAUAAAACGCCACGAAUCAAAAAAUUUGCAAUGUUCUGCCCCAUACAUCUAUGCUUUCAGUUUUAACGUACAUUCAAUCAGGCUCCAGGAAUUUUAUUUUGAAGUGUCUCAAAAAAAUGUGUAAAAACUUUUGUAUCAACCUAAUAUUUGGAAAAAUAUUUUUAUUUUUAGUGGCACGCCCAUUGGGCGCGCGUCCCGCCGCGAAAAACUUAGCUGUUGGAGGAAAAAACAUUCUCUGGCUUGGUGAGACACGUACUUUAAGCCAGUUUUUGGGCAUUUUCACCCCUAAAAACCUAAAAUGGGCAGCUAAGAUUUAUAUAUCCUUGAUCAGCACAUUUUUUCUGAUUUUUUGAGAUAUGUCCCGUCAAAAAGUAGGAGCCCCCAUAAAAGUACUUUCCUUGUUAAAGUUUUUUGGCGAUAGCAGGUUGAAGGUUCUCAGAAUUGCUUUCACAAUGGCUAUAAAUACCCCUAAAUCUGUGUUUCAAAGUCUUGAAAUCUAUUUUUAUACCGUCCGCAUACUCAUGUCAACUGAUGUUAAAUCUCAUCGUUUUUUCAGACAGUCUGGCCCUUCUUCAAGGCUACGCCUCCACAGCCUCGACGCCCAAAGACCGUCCCAAGGCCGUCGCCGUGAUGACCUGUGGGCUGUCGGUGGGCUUUGCCGUCGCACCCGCCCUCCAAAUCUGUUUCUCGCCAAUCGGCAGAGGAUUUCGAAUCUUUGGCGAGGUCGGAUUGGACAUGUAUUCUGCGCCGGCGGCAGCUGCCUUGGUCUCUUCCAUCUGCGCCAUUCUUCUCAUGAGAUUCGUGUUUGUGGAGGAGUACGCGGGAAUCAGUUCCAAAACCGAGGAAAAGUCGGUCAAUCUCCCACCGCCGGACCGGCUGGCGUUGGCGUUGUGCUGUUUAGGAAGGUACAUCCAGUUCUUUACGUUCGUCAAUUUGGAAGCCAUCGGCGCCGCCUACGUUGAGACGUAUUUCGGGGAGCAACGAGAGGAUGUGGUUGUGUUUAUCUCCGCCUCUCAUAUUGCAUGUGGAUUGAUGUCGAUGAUCCUGUACUUCUCGUACAUCUUCAUGCAUCUGGGAAAGAAGUGAGUGACCUUUUUCGGCCGCUGAGCCAAUGUUGUUUUCAGAGUGAACGCUCGUUUGGUGGUGAUUGGAUCGUUCCUGGCGUUCUGCUUCUUCUACUUGGUCACAUUCCAAUGGCCAUUCAUUGGCGGGAAUAUUAAGACCUACACUGAAGCUGGUAAGGGGAAGUUUUGGGGUUAGAAAUGAGGAUCUGAGCUCGUGGUUUGCCACAGAUUCUUGACAUGUUUUCGCCGGGUGCGGUCAGGAAAAGCGAUCCCGUGAUGAAAAUUGUUUGAUUCCGGGGUGAUUUUUUUUUUUGAUUUUUUCCGGGAAAAACUUGUUUUAGGGGUUUUCGAGGGUACUGAUUUCGAAAAUCGUGUUCAUUUUUUCAAAAAACUUUAACAGGCUCCCUAUCUAGGUUGUGACGUAGGUCAAGGGGGUCGCUCAAAGAACACCGGAAAUAGACUCAAUGUUUGAUUAUGAUGGUCAAGAGUUUUUUAGAUUAAUCAAGUUCAGAAAAAAUGAAGACAAUUUUCGAAAUCAGCACCCUCGAAAACCCCCUAAACCAAGUUUUUCCCGAAAAAAUCAAAAAAUUUUCUCCGCGGAGUCACUUUACCCCAUUUUGGGUCGUCGGAUCGCCGCCGCAAAGCGAUUACGGGCGAUUUUCAGGCGCCACGAAUCCACAUUAUUUUCCCGACAGAAUAAUAUCAGUCUGUCGGGAAAAUAAUGAGCACUCUUUCGCAUCGAAAAUCGCCUCGCCGCCGAGAAAAUGAACUGUGUCGCGGUGAAAAUCAAAUUGCUUUGCACUUCAGCGCUCGGUGUACCGGCAUUGUGCUCAUUAUUUUCCCGACAGACUGAUAGUCAAAUGCUUUCAGAAUUCCGCGGAUUCCUCAACGGCACCUCCGAAGAGGAGCCGUUGGGCUGUAAUAUCGACCGCUACAGUUGGUGCGAGCCGAUGGCGCCCUCAAGUAAAUGGCUGUAUUUCGUGGCAUUCGCGUUUUGCAUCGGCCUUGGUUGGCCGAACAUUAACGUCUGUCUGUUGACCAUCUAUUCGACGGUGAUUGGGCCAAGACAUCAGGCCUAUUACCAAGGGAUCCUGCAGAUUUGCGCCAGUGCCGCGAGACUGACCGGCCCGAUUUUUAUGAGGUAAUUUGUAGCUCCGAAUACUAGUUAUUAUCAAAUUUUCAGCGCUCUCUUCCGUUCGGCCGGACCUCGCUACGUGUGGGGCGUGGAGAUUGUGGCGCUGUCGAUCUACUCAAUACUAUUAUCGGUCUUCUACAAACGUCUGGUGCCGCUGGAGACGGCUCAAGAAAGGAAGCGUUCAAAGGCCACAGUUACCGUUGUUGAAGAGCCGUCGGUGUGA
Messenger RNA from Bursaphelenchus xylophilus (pine wood nematode), 6649 nucleotides. Lineage: Eukaryota; Metazoa; Nematoda; Chromadorea; Rhabditida; Aphelenchoididae. The record is from the annotation of a GenBank genome assembly.